AUGGCCGCCGUGCUCUCGGACAGUCUUCUGCCGGAGAACGGGUCCGGAGCCCUGCUCGCGCUGUCCGUGUACAUGGUGCACGGCACCACUCAUUUCUUCUCUCUUCCUCUCUGGCGCCGCCGCCCUCCCGCAUAUCCGUCCAGCCAUUCUGCCGCUCGCUCAACAGACGAGCUCGGGCUCUAUGGAGCAACCCUCGCGUCCUCGUCCAACACCCCGAACAUGCGCAUGAGAAACAAAGACCUGCCUCCAACACCCGAGCUCAGUCCUGAGCAUCUCACACCCCCCACUCGUCUAUCUCCGGACGUGCCCUCCCACAACGAAGGAGACGACCCCCACGGCUCGAGAAGGAGGGCGGUCACAAAGUCUGGCGCGCCGUCUCUCGCGUCCUCGCGUGCGUCCUCCGUACAGCCCGUCUCUCGCGCAUCCUACGCGCUCGGGGAGUCUGCGAGUUCGUCUCAGGUUGCCCUCGCUCGCGCCGCGCUUGGCCUUGGCCUCCCCCACGCCUCUCCAUCGACGACUGAGCUCAAUACCAUCUCCUUUGUCCCUCCCUCUCCCAGCACAUCUACCGGACACAUCAGGCCCUCGAACUCCGUGAUGCGGCACGCGAAGAGCUUUUACAAGGAACCAUCUGUGGAUUCUGGAGAUGAUUUGAACGGUUUACCAAGGGAGCGUCGGCGAACGCGCGGACUAUCGCUCGGUCCUCUCAACCUCAUGUCGUCUUCAGACGUCAAAGGCAAGCAGAGGGAACCCGAUAGCCCGGCGGAGCCCAAGCCACUAAGUCGCAAAGGUUCGUUCUGGACUCGAAGGAGAGUUAACUCCCGCCCGGAGCCCUCUGCACCCUCUCCUCCACAAAUUCAACCCACCCUACCUGCGUUUCCCCCCAUAUCUCCCUUUGUUAUCGGUACUCCCACUCCUGGUUCACAUGCCCCAGCACCCUCGACGUCCAAUCUCUCCGCUCCGAAGCAGCCGUCAGAGCUACAACGGAGACAUUCCGAACGGACGCGCCAACAGAGUCACCGAAAAGACGACGGACGGCCUUCGCUCCCAGACGCGCCAACAGUGAUACCGACAACGCCGCUGUACGCGCGCCGAAAGCGUGCAUCGACACGACCGCAGACAGCAGACUCGCCAGGCAGCCCUCGCUUGUCGUUCUUCGCUGAAACACGGCCGCUACAAUCAUCACCUACGUCUUCACCCUUACCUACCCCUCAACACGCGCAACCGCCCCACCCCCACCCUCCUGAGCAGACGUCGCCCCCGCCCCCACAGCGAACCCGAGCCCACACAAAUCCUCCCCUCCUUCACCGCCUGUCUGUCAACUUGUUUGGCGGAUCAUCGUCAAAUACCCCCACCCCGACAACCUCAAGCUCGCCCAACCUGCCAGACCCGGCCGUGACGUCACCUCCAUCCAGUCUCGGGUCUGCCCGCCCGUCGUUAUCCAAGCCGUCAAUAGAAAUACCCAGACCGAGGCUGGUUGACGUUGUCAGCAAAGCUGAGAUCGCCGGGAUACUUGCGUCUAGUGCCGACGAGUUUCACUCACGAGCGCUCCGUGCUUACAUCGAGCGUUUCAAUUUUGUCGGCGAUCCCGUUGAUGUUGCCGUUCGGAAGCUGCUUAUGGAAGUGGGUCUUCCGCGCGAAACGCAGCAAAUAGACCGAGUCGUCGAGGCGUUCGCUGCGCGAUAUGUCCAGUGUAAUCCUAACUUAUUCUCAUCCGAUGACCAUCCAUAUAUCCUAGCAUUUAGCCUUAUAAUGUUGCAUACGGACGCCUUCAACAAGUCCAAUAAACGAAAGAUGACGAAAGCGGAUUAUAUCAAGAAUGCCCGACUACCAGGUGUAGCUCAUGAGGUUCUCGACUGCUUUUAUGACAACAUCGUCUUUGCUCCGUUCAUUUUCAUCGAGGAUCCCCUGGACGCUACCGGACAGCGCGGUUUGAUCCCUGAGGCCAUCUCCCGACGCAUGUCCACAAUCGGAACCCCGUCGCCUGGCGGCUCUGGCACUAACCUGCUCGGGAAGAACAACAAGAUCGAUCCCUACUAUCUCAUCGCGCGAAACUUACUUGGAGAUCUGAAAGUGGACGUCUAUUCGUUCAUUCCUCCCGAAAGCCCCUACUUCUACCAGGGUACUGCCGGCGCCUGGAACGAGGAUGAGUUGCAACGCGCUUUCGCCGUCGCAACCAUGGUCGAGGUCACCGGGAUGGAGAACAAGUACAUGGGGACUCCGUGGUUUGGCAUGAGCGUGGCCGGCGGACCCGGGCCGAUUUUCCAGCCGGCACUCAGCCCGCUUCCCUACUCACCGUCGAACCUCGCAAACGGCGUGUCGUUCAUCAAGGUGACCAAGGUCGGUCUCCUCUUACGCAAGGACGACACGACCGAGGGUGGACGCCGUGCCAUCAGCCGGAAGUGGAGGGAGUGGGCGGUCGUGCUGACCGGAUCACAAAUACUGUUCCUCCGGGACGCGUCGUGGAUCGGCAACCUGCAGACGCAAGGGGAGGCGACGAACGGCCAGGUGGUUCUCCCGCAGAACUCGUUGCCACAGCCCGAUGAGCUGGUGUCCCUGCGCAAUACAGUCGCGGUAUUCGACAAGUCGUAUGCCAAGUACCCCAACACCCUGCGACUCGUACUCCCAGAUGGUCGUCAGUACUUGCUGCAAGCACACGACGAAGCAGAUAUGAACGCGUGGAUCGCUCGCAUCAACUACGCCAGCGCGUUCAAGUCAGCCGGGGUGCGAAUGCGCACGCUGGGGUUGUCGAGCAAGGAUAUCGAGCUCACUGGAUACGCCGCGGCAGCGUCACACCUCAACGACGUGAGGCACCUCGACAAAGGCGCGCCUUCUCCCGUGAUCCGCACUUGGAACGGACGCCUGUCGGGGGACAUCCCUCGCGGGAGCGGACCGGAGCCGGAGCCCACAUCGCCCGUGGAUCUUCACGGGCGGCAGACGUCGGUCGGGUCAGUCGGGUCGGACCUCAACUCACCGCCGUUGGAAAACACGUCUCGGCUCUUCAAGGCUACCUUCGACGAAGUGAAGACCGAACUCGCGACGGGCAAAUUCCGCACCCCCGACGACGUCAUGAGCAUCCGCUCGGUGCGCAAACGUGCAUACAGCCUCGAGUCCACCCUCGGCUCGCCCUCAAAUCCUGCCGGCCUGCCCCCCUCACACUCGCAUUCUCACUCCCAAGCCCCCGUCACCGCCAACGGCGCUGCAAACGGACAUCCACCGAGCUCCUCUAAACCCCGCAUAUCGUCCCGCCCUGAGGUCGUGCGCGCCAAGGUGGCAGACAUUGAGGAGCGCCUCGAACAAGCACGUACCCAACUCGACACGGACAUGCGCUUCAUUCGCAACGUCGCUGUCCUCACGCCGUUCCAACGCGCGACGCGCGACCGCCUGCAGACGGCCGUUCAGGGCGUCGCCAAACACGUUAUGCAGGUUCGCCUUGACGUCGAGCGGCUCGUGUGCCACCGCGACGUGCUCCUCCAGGAUCUCGCCGCAGAGCAGCGCGACUGGCGGCGGACGAAGCACCUGGCCCUCCGCGCCGCCACGCAACGGCUCGUGACACAGCGUGAGGCCGAGCAGGCGGCACGAGAGCGGGAGGCGGAGCGGGAGCGUACGGCCCGGCCCCCGACGUUGACGCUCUCCGAGUAUGUGACGCGCACUGGGCACGGCCUGUCGUCGUCGUCGUCUACGCCGCUCUCGAUCUCCCGACGGCCGAGCGCGGGCUCGCGCAGGGACCAGCAGGAGGAGUCGUUCGCAGAGUCCUUCCAUUCCGCACUUUCCGGAGGUGCAGACUGGCAUCCUCGCUCGCUUGACCCGACGCUGCUACUGGGCUCGCCCGUGCUGUCGCCAUCGCCCGAGUCGCGCACGUCGGAAUCGUCGCUGCCUCCGCGCGAAUCCCCCACGCGGCACUCGAUGGAGAGCACGGUGAGCACGGACGAGCAGCACGACGGCCCGCGGACGGGGACGCUGCACGAGAAGUUCUACACGGCGUCGGAGAUGCCGGAAGAGCAGGCGGAGGAGUGGCACAAGACGCGGGCGGCGAAGCGCGUCUCGCUCGUGAAGCUCCCGUCAGACCUCCGCAUCUCGAUGCUGUUUGGCAAGCACAGCUCGAUCGGCCCCACGCCCGAGGACUCGACGGGGACGGGGACGGGGACGGGGACGGGGACGGGGACGGCCGAGGACUCGACCGCGCUCACGCGACGGCAGAGCCUGUCACAGCCCUCGAGCCCGUACACGCGCCAGCCGAGCGCCACGGUCGCGAUGCUUGAUACGUGA
Epithele typhae is the source of this 4266-nucleotide messenger RNA. RefSeq lists its product as uncharacterized. Gene Ontology annotation, molecular function: guanyl-nucleotide exchange factor activity. The record is from RefSeq and is a predicted model, not a curated record. Bases 1 to 4266 code for a protein of 1421 amino acids. The transcript is spliced from 10 exons. Lineage: Eukaryota; Fungi; Basidiomycota; Agaricomycetes; Polyporales; Epitheliaceae. Gene Ontology annotation, biological process: regulation of ARF protein signal transduction.